Cuscuta epithymum is the source of this 1786-nucleotide messenger RNA. The record is from the annotation of a GenBank genome assembly. NCBI's taxonomy places the organism in Eukaryota, Viridiplantae, Streptophyta, Magnoliopsida, Solanales, Convolvulaceae.
AUGGAUUUGUAGAAUUCGCUUCUCGUACAUGGGCUACGUCAUGUAACUAAAAAACUGCCGCACGUAUUCUUCUUCUAUCUUUCUCGAGGGAGGCAUAAUCUGAAGAAACAUUAUACAGCCGCAGGUCAGGUGAUAUAAUAUAAUAAUGUCUUCUUCAGAGUCGGAAGUUGAUAGUGAUAACUCAUCAUCUGACGGUGAUGCGUUCUCGUUGACGAAAAAACUAUUAGAGGAAGCAUCAAAAGAAGAUGAUAGUAGUUCAAAAAUGACUUGUGAUUUGAUUCAUGGCACCACCCCUCAUGCUUCUGUAAUAGUUGCAGCAAUGUUAAGAGGCAAUAAGUGUGCCAAUCGAGGUACAACCAGUGGCAGGCGUUAUAUUCAUCGCGAUAGAAAGGAGCGUCAUGAGAUGAUUAUUAAAGACUAUUUUAAUGGUGAUCAGUCAAAGUAUACAUCCGACCAUUUUCGCAGAAGAUUUCGAAUGGAUGUGGAACUAUUUACUCGCAUUUUGGUAGCAAUUGAAAAGAAUGAUAAUUACUUCUCCUUAAAAUUUGAUGCCACAGGAAAAGAAGGAUUAACUCCUUUACAAAAAACGGUAGCUGCAGUGCGAAUGCUUGCUUAUGGUUGUGCAGCUGAUCUUUUGGAUGAAUAUGUUCAAAUUGGGGAGAGCACUGCAAUUCAAAGCCUUAAGCAUUUCUGUGAUGCUGUGAUAAGUGUUUUUGAAGAAGAGUACUUGAGAAAGCCAAACAAAAAUGAUAUUGCGGUCCUUCUUCAAGAAGGAGAAGAACGAGGUUUUCCUGGCAUGUUAGGGAGUCUUGAUUGUAUGCAUUGGCAUUGGAAGAAUUGUCCAACCGCUUGGCAUGGUACUCAUACAAAUGGUUUUAAACGAGUCCCAACACUCAUAUUAGAGAUUGUAGCUUCAAAGAAUUUGUGGAUUUGGCACGCAUUCUUUGGUAUGGCUGGUACUAAUAAUGACAUAACAGUAUUAGACAGAUCUCCACUUUUUGAUGAUAUUAUAAAUGAUGUUACACCACCAUGUAACUAUGUAGUUCAAGGUCAUCAUUAUGAUAUGGGGUAUUAUUUGACUGAUGGAAUUUAUCCACAAUUUGCUACGUUAAUGCAAUCUAUCUCUCAGCCAUCUUCUCUUAAAGAGAAAAUAUUUUCUGAGCGCCAAGAAUCUACAAGGAAGGAUGUGGAGCGUGCUUUUGGAGUUUUGCAAAGUAGAUGGCAUAUUGUUAAAGGUCCUGCACGUAUGUGGAAGGAAAAAGAUUUGGAGAAGAUAAUGAAGACUUGUAUCAUCUUGCAUAAUAUGAUCAUUGAGAGUGAAUGUAGUCAAGGAAUGAAUCCUGAAAAUUGGCAACCUCUUGGAGAUGAAAGGGUUGAAAAUGUGGAGUUAGAGCGUGAUUAUAAUUUUAUUGUCUCUAGAAUGAUUGGAAGAUUGAAACAAGUUCAAGACAAGAGAGUUCAUAGAGAUUUGAAAACUGAUCUCAUCAAUCAUAUAUGGGAGCUAUAUGGUGGUCAACAAGCAAGCUAAUAUUAUGGGAGCUAUAAUUUUAUUUUUGUUUCCAUGUAUGAUAUUCUACUCUUAUUCAUUAAUCUAAGGAUUGUGUCUGUUUUUAUGGAAUUAUUAUUUAUGUUUUGGAUUGAUUAUAUUCAAUAUACGUUAGUUAUAUUCUUGGGAACAUAUUGUGUGCCAAGCAUUUGGGAUGCUUUUCAAUUUACACUGCUACUGUCACUUGAUUUCAUUUUUCUAGCAGCCAUUGCCCUUAGGUGAGUACUAAUUUUUUCUCUU